Fukomys damarensis (Damara mole-rat) is the source of this 4755-nucleotide messenger RNA. It is a transcript of the gene Atad2, whose product is annotated as ATPase family AAA domain containing 2. Gene Ontology annotation, biological process: positive regulation of transcription by RNA polymerase II. Lineage: Eukaryota; Metazoa; Chordata; Mammalia; Rodentia; Bathyergidae. Bases 1 to 4098 code for a protein of 1365 amino acids. The transcript is spliced from 30 exons. The record is from RefSeq and is a predicted model, not a curated record. Gene Ontology annotation, cellular component: nucleus. Gene Ontology annotation, molecular function: histone binding; ATP binding; ATP hydrolysis activity.
AUGUCCGCGCCAAAAUUCCAAACGGGACUGCGCGCCUCCCGCGUGUCCCUCCGCCGGCUCCGAGGCCGGGACUACAGGAGUAAACGGACUCAAGAGGAUGGAUCUUCACUUAAGGAAGUUGGAACGUAUCACCGGACACGUUCUUUAAGGUCUUUGAGAAAAAGUGCACAGACUUCUUCAGAUUCUAGUUUUGAUAAGAAAAUGGACAUAACGGAGAAACAUGCUAAUGGCAGGCACUUUACAAGGCAAUUGGCCAGACAACAGGCAGAUAAAAAGAGAGAAGAGUACAAAGAAGAUAAAGUGAUUACACGGUCAUUGAGGACCAGAAACAUUGUUCAAACUGUGGAACACUUGCAUGAAGAAAACGGUGAUGUUGAAGUUCGUCGCAGUUGUAGAAUUAGAAGUCGUUACAGUGCUGUGAAUCAGUCUGUGCUAUUUGACAAACUCAUAACAAACACUGCUGAAGCUGUACUUCAAAAAAUGGAUGACAUGAAGAAGAUGCGUAGACAGCGACUGAGAAAACUUGAAGACUUGAGAGUGUAUAAUGAAACAGAAGAAGGCAGUCUUAAUAUGUACACAAGGGGGAAACAGGAAGGAAUUCAAAGAGCUGAUGAAGAAACAACUGAUAACCAAGAAGGCAGCAUAGAGUCAUCUGAAGAGGGUGAACACCAGGAAGAUGAAGAUGAUGGUGAAGACGAAGAUGAUGAAGAAGAAGAAGAAGAAGAUGAUGAUGAUGAUGAUGAUGAUGAUGAUGAUGAUGAUGAUGAUGAUGAUGGAGAAGAAGAUAAUCAAAAACGAUACUAUCUUAGACAGAGAAAAGCAACUGUUUACUAUCAGGCUCCAUUGGAAAAACCUCGCCACCAGAGAAAGCCCAACAUACUUUAUAGAGGCCCAGCUUCUCCUACAAGACCAAGAUAUCGAUUAUCUUCUGCAGGACCAAGAAGCCCCUAUUGUAAACGAAUGAACAGACGAAGGCAUGCAAUCCACAGUAGUGACUCUACUUCUUCAUCCUCCUCUGAAGAUGAACAGCAUUUUGAAAGGCGAAGAAAAAGGAGCCGUAACAGAGCUAUCAAUAGGUGCCUCCCAUUAAAUUUUCGGAAAGAUGAGUUAAGAGGAAUCUAUAAAGAUAGAAUGAAAAUUGGAGCAAGCCUUGCUGAUGUUGAUCCAAUGCAACUGGAUUCUUCAGUACGAUUUGAUAGUGUCGGUGGCCUGUCUAGUCAUAUUGCAGCUCUAAAAGAAAUGGUGGUAUUUCCAUUACUUUAUCCAGAGGUCUUUGAAAAAUUCAAAAUUCAACCCCCAAGAGGUUGUUUAUUUUAUGGUCCACCUGGAACUGGAAAAACUCUGGUUGCUAGAGCACUUGCCAAUGAGUGCAGUCAAGGGGAUAAAAGAGUAGCAUUUUUCAUGAGGAAAGGAGCUGAUUGUCUAAGCAAAUGGGUAGGGGAGUCUGAAAGACAGCUUCGGUUGCUAUUUGAUCAGGCCUAUCAGAUGCGCCCAUCAAUUAUUUUCUUUGAUGAGAUCGAUGGUCUGGCUCCAGUACGGUCAAGCAGGCAAGACCAGAUUCACAGCUCUAUUGUUUCCACUCUCCUGGCUCUCAUGGAUGGUUUGGACAGCAGAGGAGAAAUUGUGGUCAUCGGUGCCACCAACAGACUGGACUCCAUAGACCCCGCAUUACGAAGACCUGGUCGCUUUGACAGAGAAUUCCUUUUUAGCCUACCUGAUAAAGAUGCUCGAAAAGAGAUUCUAAAGAUUCACACAAGGGAUUGGAAUCCCAAACCAUUGGACAUAUUUCUAGAAGAAGUAGCCGAAAACUGUGUUGGCUACUGUGGUGCAGACCUUAAGUCAGUAUGCACUGAAGCUGCCUUAUGUGCUCUGCGUCGACGUUACCCACAGAUCUACACAACUAGUGAGAAGCUGCAGUUGGAUCUCUCUUCAAUUAAUAUCUCUGCCAAGGACUUUGAGGUAGCCAUGCGGAAGAUGGUACCAGCCUCCCAGAGAGCUGUGGCAUCCCCCGGGCAGGCCCUGUCUGCCAUUGUGAAGCCCCUCCUGCAGAGUACUGUGCACAGAGUCUUAGAAGCAUUGCAGAGAGUCUUUCCACAUGCAGAGGUCGAAGCAAGUAAAGCGCUAGAUGCAGAUAUUUCUUGUCCUCUUCUAGAAAGCGAUUUGGCAUACAGUGAUGAUGAUGUUCCAUCAGUAUAUGAAAAUGGACCUUCUCGAAAAUCCUUUCAUAAAGCAAAAGAAAAUUUUAAUUUUCUUCAUUUGAAUAGAAAUACUUGUUACCAACCCAUGUCUUUCCGACCAAGAAUAUUAAUCGUGGGAGAACCAGGAUUUGGACAGGGUUCUCAUGUGGCACCAGCUGUCAUCCAUGCUCUGGAAAAGUUCACUGUCUAUACACUGGACAUUCCUGUUCUCUUUGGAGUCAGCACUGCAUCUGCUGAAGAAACAUGUGCCCAGGUGAUUCGUGAAGCUAAGAGAACAGCCCCAAGUAUAGUCUAUGUUCCACAUAUUCACUUGUGGUGGGAAGUGGUUGGGGCAACACUCAAAGCCACAUUCACCACAUUAUUACAGAAUAUUCCUUCAUUUGCUCCAGUUUUACUGCUUGCAACUUCUGACAAACCCCACUCUGCUCUGCCAGAAGAGGUGCAAGAAUUAUUUUUCCAUGAUUAUGGGGAGAUUUUUAAUGUCCAGUUACCAGGCAAAGAAGAACGGACAAAAUUUUUUGAAGAUUUAAUUCUUAAACAAGCUGCUAAGCCUCCUGUAUCAAAAAAGAAAGCAGUUUUGCAGGCCUUGGAGGUCCUGCCAGUAGCACCACCACCUGAGCCAAGACCACUGACAGCAGAAGAAGUGAAACGACUGGAAGAACAAGAAGAAGAUACUUUCAGAGAACUGAGGAUUUUCUUAAGAAAUGUCACACAUAGGCUUGCUAUCGACAAACGGUUCCGAGCAUUUACUAAGCCUGUUGACCCUGACGAGGUUCCUGAUUAUGUCACUGUGAUAAAGCAACCGAUGGACCUGUCAUCUGUAAUCAGUAAAAUUGAUCUACACAAGUAUCUGACUGUGAAAGACUAUUUGAGAGAUAUUGACUUGAUCUGUAGUAAUGCUUUAGAAUACAAUCCAGACAGAGAUCCCGGAGAUCGUCUUAUUAGGCACAGAGCCUGUGCGUUAAGAGACACUGCCUAUGCAAUAAUUAAAGAAGAACUUGAUGAAGACUUUGAGAAACUUUGUGAAGAGAUUCAGGAAUCUAGGAAGAAAAGAGGUUGCAGCUCUUCCAGAUAUGCCCCAUCUUACUACCAUGUGAUGCCAAAGCAAAAUGCCACUCCUGCUGGUGACAGAAGGUCAGAUCUAGACCAGAAUGAAAAGCCAAAGACUCUCACUACUCCCGUGGCUUGCAGCACGCCUGCUCAGUUGAAAAGAAAAAACCGCAAAAAGUCCAAGUGGUACUUAGGCACCAUAACAAAGCGAAGGAAGAUUUCACAGGCGAGAGAUGGUAGCCAGAGCACUGUGCAUGACAAAGCUGACAGUGACACAGAGGAGACUCAGGACACAAGUGCAGACCACAACGAGACUGGAAACACGGGGGAGUCCUCAGUAGAAGAAAAUGAGAAGGAGCAAAACCCCUCUGGGAACAAAAUGGAAUUGGGAAGCCAUAACUCUAGCACUUGUACCACUGAGAAUGAGCUCGAAUCCAGGAAGGCUGCAGCAUGUGCAGAAUUGAGAAAAGAUAAGAUUGUUUGCAACGGAGAUAUUUCUGGCUCUCAAAUAAUGGGCAUUUCCGAUGAAAAUGAAGCAAAAGAAAUGUGUCUUCUGCGAAUGACGAGAGCAAGACGCUCACAAGUUGAGCAGCAGCAGCUCAUCAGCGUUGAGAAGGCCCUUGCAAUCCUCUCUCAGCCCACACCCUUACUUGUCGUGGACCAUGACCAAUUAAAAAGUCUUUUGAAGACUGUUGUUAGAAAAAGCGAAGCCUACAAUAUAUUUCAGCUGGAGAACUUGUACGCAGUGAUCAGCCAGUGUAUCUAUCAGCAUCGCAAGGACUACGACAAAACAGCACUCAUUCGGAAAAUGGAGCAGGAAGUAGAAAACUUCAAUUGUUCCAGAUCAUGAUGGCAUCCUAUCAAGUAUUUUUUAUGUUCAGAUUCAAUUUAAUUACCUUUCAUGUAUCCUCAGAGUAAUUGAUGCAAGAUGAAAUCCUGCAUCUCACAGGAAACAAUUGAAACAGGCAAACAUAUUUAAACUUUCCUGAUAGUUAUGUACAUGUGUACGGUAGUUGACAAACACCAUAAGCUUGUUUGAACAAGGCACUAUAAUAAUAAUAGUUGACAUUUAGCCAGCUUUUUAAAUCUGAAUGUUAAAAACAUGAUGUUAUCUCCAUUUCAAAGUCCUUGAUGGGCUUAUGAUGGUCAGAUGAAAUGAUUUUUUUUUUUGCACGGGGAUUGAACUUGGGACUUUGCACUUGCAAGGCAAGCUGUGGCACCACUGAGUGGAAUCCUAGCCCUAGCCAGCUUUUUUUUAGUAAAGCUGUUUUGUGGUCCUGGUGCCUCGCGGCACUUAGGAUUACUUAGCAGUGAUGAGUUGUGAAGUACACACUGCGACUCCCACCCCGGUCACCAUCACCACCGCCUGGCUCUUGCUUCAGUGGCCCUCGCCCCUCCCUGAAAUGCCAGAGUCCAGGGCACACAAUCAUUCUCUACUUGAGUGUCACAGUCAAAGCUUUUUAGAUAGACAAUUUUAUAAUUCUAAUUUGGGUUAAUAAAGAUUUUU